GAUGUACAUUGAUGUUCGCGAACACGACCAAUUAAAAGAAUACCCAUAAUGCAAAGCGGUUUAUCACAUUGGAAGCAAUCGCUCAGCCUGUACAGGAGUGUCAAAUUCAAGGUGAGUGGUGUUUUUCAGCAGAAUUUAACGCAUUUUAAUCGUUUUCAUUGUAUUAACGACAAAUCUUACAUGUUCGUCGUCUUCAUGCUAAUACAAGUCAUAGCUGGCUGGUAAGAGACAAACAUGAUAACGCGAGUGCUAAGCUAGCUAGCUAAAGUUAUCAUAGGGUCGACUAAUACUGUAACUUCCUCAAAUACUGUAAGUUAGCUAGUGUCAUGUCUUUUUUGCUUUAGAUGCCUGUAUGGAAGAUGUGCACAGGUUGGGUUUCCACUAGUUACCACAGCCACGUUACUUCCGUCAGCUAUCUAGCUAGGAACCGUUAACGUUAACUUGCUAGGAACUUCAGCUAGCUACUGUACAUGCACUGUUUAGCUUUCGUCAGUAAUAUACCUGUUCAGUUUGUUAGCUAGUUUGGUACUGUCAAAGUUAACUGUUGUCAUUUGUCCCUCUCUCUCCGUUUGAUAGUAUGGCGCUUCAUAAACUAUUCCGUCUGUCCUCGCUGUUCCGCUCCGCGGUGUCAUUGACACUGCGCAGGAAUGUCGGCCUGUCUGCUGUCCUCUUCAACCGGGCCAAGGACCUGGACCCUAUCCAGAAACUAUUCCUAGACAAGAUCCGCGACUACAGCACCAAGAGCAAGUGAGUGUAAUAAAUAACCGCACUAUUGUCCGACUGUCACCGCUGGCCUACUCUAAUGUACAUGUUUCUUCAUGUUGGAAGGCAAUAAGUUAACUAGGCUUAAGUGGAAUGACCCGUGAUGUCAUGACUGAGAUGGUGGCAGGGAGUCUGCACGUCAUUUUAGCACUGCAGAGCAAUUUACAGAAGGCUGGGCCAUACGUUCAGUAAGCAGACGUUGCAAAUAGAAAUGUCAGGAACGGAGCUGGCAGACUUGAUUAUACAGUACGUCGGCCAUAUAUGCCUAGAUGGCAAGAUCCAUGAAACGCAUAGGAUGCUGAAUAUGUUUUUAUAGGGUAUACAUGUCUGAGACAUUAUAGGGUAUAAUAAUUAUAGGGCUGAUUAGUUAUGUGGUUUCUUGAACUCAUCCACUACAACAACAGUAGGGCUGUCUCCGACAAAAAAAAAUUUUGGUGACCAAGAUUCGUCUGUUCUUUCGACCAAUUGAUUGGUUGAAAUUUUAAAACGUGUAUUUUGUCCAUAUAUAUAGACAUCCUAUGUGUUUUAAUCAAAUCAACUAUAUUCACUGAGCUUGUCUGAUGCUUUAAGCACACUGUUUGAUUAAAUAAUUAAGAUACAAAAAUGACUAGAGGGAGUCCGACCAGCAGUUGAUUUAAUUGUGCAGGGCUAAGACUUGCUGCGCUUUGUUUAAAAAAAAAAAAAAAGAUAGCGAGUGACUUUGACUAGCACCUGUUCUCUCUCUCCUCCGUGCUGCAGUGACCACCACAGAACAUCAAAGUGUUUAUCGUGCUGUCCAUGUUGCUGAAGCUGCAACAUAAUUACAGCCAUUUCUGACUGAAAAGUUCUGUUACUGAAAUUCCUCAUUUGUUUAGGAAAAACAUUCCCUAUUCCCUCAACCCUUGCUCUCUUUACGUGACACAUGUAUGCAUCGCAUGCACGUGACCAAUAGGGCCUGACCUGUAGCAUAUCAUAAUCACAUCAAUAAAUUGGUUAUAACAAACUCUGAACGCCAUAACAGCAAAAUGGAUGCAGAGGACGUGACAAAUAAACUCAAAAAUGGGGUAAUGUUUACUGGUUGCUCAUGAGGUAAAGGGGAAGUCAGAUGUGUGGAAUAAAUUUGACUAGUUGUGGAAAAUACUGGAGAUCAAGAAAAUAAGGUAAGGAGCAAGCGCUGCGUGCAUAUUGUGUGCGCCAAACAGGUGCUGUAUAGAUUACAAUAUAAUUUUUCGGAACAUUUGGAACAACGUAAAAUACAUUAUAAGCGUACCAGAGAAUUUGUUCUGAUGUUUUUUUUGUUAAGCCUUUAUUACAGCAAAGACUAAAAACAGUCGCAUUCAUUCAUGAAUGCAAUUUCCGAAAUGGAACGGUUUAUUUAUUGUGUACGCUAAUUAUUCAAGGCUCGCUUGAUUGCAUUUAAAAUCAUGAAUGACUCAUAUGCUGUGUGAUGACAUGAAUGAAUGAAUGAUUGAUACAGUAGCCUACAUAAGUAUUGAAAUAUAGGCCUAAGUAAGUUAUGGUAUUAAGACUAUAUAAAGCCAGGCACAUUUAAUAGUUAGGCUACUGAUUUAUAGACCUAAUUAAGUUGGUUUCCUCUCACCUCACCUUUCUUAGACAAUAAGGCAAGGGCUGAUUUCUCAUCUCCUCAUUCUGAUGCUGCCUCCGCUGCAUUGUUCUCAACACCAAUAUGCUGGUUAACUUUGCUAUUAUGCACAUAGCAACAUGGUCUAGGAAAAGGUGCCAAUUCAACAGCGCACUGAUGUGUUUCAGAACCGCAGACAGUGACCACUGUCCAACGUGGGAGAAGGCGCAUUUGUUAUAAAAUAAAUGUAUUUUAUUAGUUUUGCAUCAUUGUUAUGUUAUCAUUAUGUAAUAUAACCAUAUACAAUUUCAGUAGCACGUCUUGGAGUGAUGGACAGUGCCAUUCCCACGGCCUCCACAAUGGAUUAGUCCACUCAUAGGCGCAAAUCAGACAGGUCUCUUGUACACCACGACUAAAGAAAUAAAGGGUCAACCAACAGCCUAUCGACAAAAUGGGGUCAGCCCUACCACAGAGUAGUGUAUUCUAUGCUACAGUGUUGUUUUUUACCUCUACGGGAUCGGUGUCCCGUAUACGGGACAGUUGAGCUAACGUGCGCCAAUGUGAUUAGCAUGACUUUUGUAAGUAACAGCAAACUUUCCAGGACAUAGACAUGUCUUAUAUGGGCAGAAAGCUUAAAUUCUUGUUAAUAUAACUGCACUGCACCAAUUUGCAGUAGCUAUUACAGUGAAAAAAUACCAUGCUCUUGUUUGAGGAGAGUACACAACAACAAAAAACGUAUCACGGCAACUGGUUUGAUACAUUCACCUCUGAAGGUAAAUAAUAUACUUACAUUCAGUAAUCUUGCUCUGAUUUGUCAUCCUAAGGGUCCCAGAGAUAAAAGCUAGCAUAGUUUUGUUUGAUAAAAUCAAUUUUUAUAUUCAAAUGUAGGAACUGGGUUCUACAGUUUGAACCCCUGCUGUCUCUGGCUCCACACCCACCCUGCUAGAUGUGUGAAAGUUAGUGUAUAAGCUAAUGAUCCAUCAUGUAUGACAUUCCUGGGAGUGUGUAAACUUACAUUUUGUAUUAAUGUAUCAUUUUAAUAUGUUCUCUAUAGUUAUGUACUUGAAAAUGUAUCAAUUGACCAAUUCGGCACAUUUGGGCAGACUUGAUACAAAAUAGUCCAGUAUUGCAAUUCUUCAUUGGAUCAAUCUGAAACUUUGCACACACUGCUGCGCCUAAACUGCAAUAUUAUAUUGUGGGCUUUCUCUUGCAUUUCAAAGAUGAUGGAACAAAUAAAUAGAAAACGCAUGUUUUUUUGUUUGUAUUAUCUUUUACCAGAUCUAAUGUGUUAUUCUCCUACAUUAAUUUCACAUUUCCACAAACCUCAGUGUUUCCUUUCAAAUGGUAUCAAGAAUAUGCAUAUCCUUGCUUCAGGUCCUGAGCUACAGGCAGUUAGAUUUGGGUAUGUCAUUGUAGGCGAAAAUUGAAAAAAAGUGUCUGAUCCUUAAGAGGUUAAAGGUUAAUUCCCCAUCUCUCUCCCUUUUCUCCAGGGCUGCAGCAGGUGGGAUCGUUGAUGCAGGCCCCUCCUAUGAAAAGGGUGUCUCAGAGGAGAUCACCAAACUGCAGAGGUUAUAUGGGACCGGUGACCUCACCAAAUUCCCUGACUUCAAAUUUACAGGUUCGUUAAGGCGAUGCACUGCAGUAUAGAGCUGGGAUGAUAAACUGAAAAUGAUCAGACAUUUUACUAAUAUCAUUAAUAAUGAUAAGUAGCCUACAGUAGAGAAAUGUGAUGUAUGAAAUAAUAUGGGUGAUUGCUAAUGGGACAAUUGAUAGCUACGACGUUUAAAGGGUAAUAUAAAAAAGUAACUGGGGUGUAAAUUCAUUUUAAUAAACGUAUCGUUUGAUUUCUCUUUAUUGUGAUAUGGGUUUUGUCCAUGUCGCCCAGCUCUACUGCAGUAGUAGCAUUUAUUGGUAGCUCAGUCAGACUAAAUUGUAAUACCACCAUCUCACCCUACAUAACUUACACUCAUUCUAUGCUUAAAGCAGGGGUGUCAAAGUCAUUCCAUAGUGGGCCUAGUGUCUGCGUGUUUUAGUUUUUUCCUUUCAAUUAAGACCUAGACAACCAGUGAGGUGAGUUCUUUACUAAUUAGUGACCUUAAUUCAUCAAGUACAAGGGAGGAGCGAAAACCCACAGACUCGGCCCUCCGUGGAAUGAGUUUGACACAGGUGGUUUAAAGGAUUCAUUCACCAUCAACCAGGGUUGUAUUCAUUAGGCACCAAACGAUAAAUAUAUAUACAAAAACAUGAAAGGAACUACUGGAACUUGUCCAAUAAACGCUUGUUUUUGUUUUCCUUUGCAAAGUGUUUUACUACGGUAUGCAGUAAUGAAUACGACCCAGCAUUACUCACAAUCUCCCUUCUCUCUUCUCCAGAGCCCCAGCUGCAGGAAGUGGCCAAGUGAACACUGGCCAUGAUGACGUUGUCUCUGUCCUACAUGUCACCAUUAUAAUGUACUAUUUAAUAAAGGAUGUUGGAUUAAAUGUGAACAUUUUUGCUUUCUUAUGCUAAUCAGUCAAGGGGUUAUAGUGAGAGUGGUUUUGCAAACCAUGUUCUACCUUACAUGCUUGCAUUUCUACUUUAUAAAAUGUUUUGAUCAUUUACUGAUUUUGAAUGAUGAGUCUCGCUCGCCUGACUCAUGGCGCUCCACCCUGCUCCAGCGGCUGUGGGAAGAGACUACAUGGUGAGAAAUGA
Coregonus sp. 'balchen' is the source of this 5014-nucleotide messenger RNA. The record is from the annotation of a GenBank genome assembly. NCBI's taxonomy places the organism in Eukaryota, Metazoa, Chordata, Actinopteri, Salmoniformes, Salmonidae.